Molecule: messenger RNA, 1338 nt
Organism: Pistacia vera
Lineage: Eukaryota; Viridiplantae; Streptophyta; Magnoliopsida; Sapindales; Anacardiaceae
Product: protein TRANSPARENT TESTA 9-like
Exons: 9
Coding region: 21-1079 (352 amino acids)
Biological process (GO): endosome to lysosome transport; endosomal transport; regulation of autophagosome maturation
Cellular component (GO): late endosome; endolysosome membrane
Source: RefSeq, a predicted model, not a curated record
CGGCAAUUGGAUUAAGCGAAAUGCAAGAUACAACGAAAUAUGAUAUUUCAGCUUCAUUGGUAGGAAAAAGCAAUAUCCUCAUGAGACUUAUGCCUCAGGUUUUAAAUGCAUUAUUGAAGGUUUUAGCCAGCCAAGCACCAUCCUGUGCACUAAUACAAUUGCAUACAGGGUGGUUCUUGCAGAAGCUACUUAGUUUUCAAGGAAACAGACUCAAUGAUCACCAUCUCCAGCUUUUCAAUACUUCGUAUCAGCGGUCAUGUGAACGUCUUCAGAAAGAACUUGAUGGAGGCUGGUUUGAUCAAAUCCUGGAAACUUUGAGGGAUGAAUGGGCAAACUGUAAAACAGCUCUCGAGGAACCUUUGCAAUCCAAAAAUCCCUUGUUCGCGCUUGAGCUUGCUUUUUGCCAACAAACAACUGAUGGCAGCACAACUUCUUCCAAAUUUUCUUGGCAAACGAUGGUUGAUGCAGUGAAGGUUUUCACUCUCCAUGUUCAACUGAAGACGUUUAUUGUCAAAGGAAAUUUACUUGAGAACCCCUUUCUAGAAUUGACAAGUGGUCCUGCCACAGAUUCUGAAAUAUCCCAAUCUUCAGAUCUAUCAUCUGCAAGCUUUGGGUCGGAGGUUUUUCUAGGAUCUGGAUUCCCAUGCAGAAUUGCUUUUUCUAAUGCUGGGGUCAGGGAUAUCUACCUGAUACCUGUGGCUAGAGGAAUAUCUGGCAAACUGAUUCUUGCAGAGAAACAUCCUUUCCGAAGUCAACGAGGUGUUGUAAUUGCUAUAGCUCCACUGGCGGGUUUGAGUCCAAAGAUAGAUGAGGACCAUCCGACAUGGUUGCAUCUUCGGAUAAAAGAAUUUGACCCAAGAUCUAACGCAAGUAAAACUAGAGGCUUCAACGCGAAGAAGUCCAAUAUUGGAGUAGACGGGAGAUGGACACUUGGUUUUACUAGUGAGAAGGCUUGUGAAGCUGCUCGCUUAUUGAUACUCGAAGAAACUCAUAAACAGAGAUCCCUUGUUGAGAGCAUACUUGCUUCAUUCCUACGAAAUGAUCAUCUUGAAAACGCGCUUGACACUCAAGUUGGAUGAAGCUCUUGGACUCUCCGGGCAAGGAUUGUAGGUUAGUUUACUGACUAAAAUACCUCAGUUAUUUCAUUAUUAUGUUGUUUCGGUUUUUCAUUUUGUCACCAAACAAUUUUGUACAAUAAAAUAUAUAGGAAGAGUUUGUAAAAAUAAUAAGUUUCUGUAAUUCACCAUCUGGAUCAAUGGUGUAACUCUGUAAACGAAAAAAGUUGUUUUCUUCCCUAAAGAAAUAAUAUUCACAUUCAAAUAUAGAAACUGCCAUUUG